AUGGCCGAGCAUCAAAUCAUUGUGGAAGACUCCGUGGGGCCCAUAGAUCAUGCCGUGAUUUCUGAGCUUGCCACUCAGCAAGGGGCCUACCCUCAAGGGCUGGCCAAUUCUGUCACCCCUUCUAGAGGGGUCAAAAGGAAGAGUGGCGUCACUGGCAGCGAAAGAGGCACCCACGGUGGGUUCAAACCUAAAUCCCACUUCACAGAAAACGAGAACGUUAUGCUAGUGGAGCUCAUAAUUCGCAACCGAUCAGUUCUAAAGAGUCGUCGACCGGAGGCACAAGUUGAGAGGGCGAAUGCAUUCGAUUCCUUCACGGAAGCUCUCAAUGAGAUGAACCCGGGCUCGCCCAAGACGGUGCUACAAGUGAGGAAAAAAAUGGACAAUUUGGUGUCGAGAGUGAAAAAGCUGAUCGAAGAGCACAGGGAGGUCGGCUACGUCAAGAACAAGAUUCCGGUCUAUCUCAUCAAUCUGGCUAACGAGUUCAUAUUGUGGAACUCUCCUGGGGAGGAGGUGCCCAAUGUCCCCGGUGGUGGCGCCCUUCAUGAUGAUUUCGUCAGUACUGCUGCCGCGUCGAACGCUGGCUUCUCACACGCUCUGCACGCCUCGACUGGACCCAUACAGACCAGAGAGCGAAUGCUACGCAAACACAAGUUGGAGUUAGAAUGUGAACUACUGCUUGAACAGAUAAAGAAAGUGAAGGCUGAGAAUGAGUUCACUGAGGCCAGAUUUGGCGGUGUUGGCGUGCUGUCAUCAAUCAACGAAGAGCAAACACCCGUAUGGCAGUAUUAUACACUGCCUGAUCUCACGACUGGUCGCCAUCGCCCCCGUAACUUCAAGCCUCGAGAUGAACGUAUGUCAGUAGGAGUGCAGACGUACAAGGCCGAUCGAGAAGUGACUAUUGAAGUGGACCCCCGCACCACUGUCAGGGGCUUGCCCAAUAUUGUUGAGGAUGUUAUUAAGUGA
Molecule: messenger RNA, 963 nt
Organism: Perkinsus marinus ATCC 50983
Lineage: Eukaryota; Perkinsozoa; Perkinsida; Perkinsidae
Exons: 5
Coding region: 1-963 (320 amino acids)
Source: RefSeq, a predicted model, not a curated record